Molecule: messenger RNA, 621 nt
Organism: Puccinia graminis f. sp. tritici CRL 75-36-700-3
Lineage: Eukaryota; Fungi; Basidiomycota; Pucciniomycetes; Pucciniales; Pucciniaceae
Exons: 5
Coding region: 1-621 (206 amino acids)
Source: RefSeq, a predicted model, not a curated record
AUGGCGCAUGCGUUCUUUAUCACUGAAGUAUCGAUAAUUGAUUGGAUUUGGGAGCAAUAUAACUUUUCGAACCACCAAAUAGAAUAUUCAUUUGCUCACAACCUGAUUGCCUAUGUGAAAUUUGUGCCGGUUAUCCUGGGAACUUGGGAUGUCGCAGUUUGUGUACUUUUGGCAACAUUUCAAUGUCACGCAAACCGUUCGAGAGAAAAUGAAACGAUUUUUGAGCUGAAAAAUAACCUCAGUCAAGUCACCGACAGCUAUGAUGGGUCAACCGAUCGUGCAAUCCUUGUUUCGAAUAUCCUUGCGGCGAUGCGGAAAGCUAACUCGCUGAGGAUAGAGUCACUUAAAUCUCUAAACAUGGUUAUACUUUCUUACCUUACUUCCAGUCUUUUCCUUCUGAGCGUCUUUAUGCCUCUGUUAUGUGUAUCUUGGCGUGAUCUUAAAGUCAAAGCGGAAUUUUUGGCUCAAAAGUUACAACAAGAGGGGAACGAGAGCUCAGAUGAAUUAGCGGAGCUCAUGGAAACAACUCAAGAUGCGCGGGCAACACUCCUAUACAGAUCACUUUCAGUAUUCUUCGGAUUGGCGUCUUCUCAUCACGAAAAACCCCAAUCAAUCAACUGA